UGCUGAAGCAGCGAAGGUCUUUCUUACUCCUAGCAUCGAAUAUUGAUUGGCGGUGCUAAAACGCUGCGUUUUGGCAGAAAUCUCACAGAGCAGACUGCGACUGCCUUGUCACCCCAGUUACCUUGCGGUUCCAGUUGUUCUUCGUCUUCCACUCCAAGAGCUAGCGGCAGAGGAUCAUCCCACCUUCUUCUCUAUCGGAACUCAUGGCUGCGAUCUUAGCUCGCAAGUCUCUCCUCGCUUUCCGCGCUCGACAGCUCGCUGUAGGAGGACAAGCAUUGCAGGGCUCCAACCAUUAUGGGCUGCAAUUUGGUGCACAUUCAUAUUCCACGGACAAAGAUGAUGAAGAAAGAGAAAAACUUGCAAAGGAGAUUUCUAAGGAUUGGAAUUCUGUUUUUGAGCAGAGCAUAAAUACAUUGUUUCUCACUGAAAUGGUUCGGGGUAUGAUGCUGACACUAAAGUACUUUUUCGAAAAAAAAGUUACUAUCAAUUAUCCAUUUGAGAAGGGACCAUUGAGCCCUCGUUUUCGCGGGGAACAUGCCCUUCGACGUUAUCCAACUGGAGAGGAACGUUGCAUUGCCUGCAAACUCUGUGAAGCUAUAUGCCCAGCUCAAGCAAUCACAAUUGAAGCUGAGGAACGAGAAGACGGAAGCCGUAGGACAACCAGGUAUGACAUUGACAUGACCAAGUGCAUCUACUGUGGAUUCUGCCAAGAAGCAUGUCCUGUUGAUGCCAUUGUUGAAGGACCCAACUUUGAAUUCGCAACGGAGACUCAUGAGGUUAAUAGACAUCUUCUUUACCACAUUAUUGGCCGCUGUACUUUAUUAAACAACUCUUACAUUCUUCCAAUGAUGCAGGAGCUUCUCUAUGAUAAGGAGAAGUUGCUCGAGAAUGGGGAUCGAUGGGAAACUGAGAUUGCAGAGAACCUCAGAUCCGAAAGCCUCUAUCGUUGACUACUUUGAUGUUCUUCUGGAGCAUUCCUGCCUGGCUGAAGCUUGUAUUUUGGACUUCAAGUAUCUGAAAAUAAAUAGAUCUGUUACUGAUCACUUUUUUUUCUCCCCCAAAUUUUUGAAUUCUUGAUUUUGUGAUUCAUCGGCCGCUCUUUGUUAAUUCUAUAUGGGUUUGGAACCUUCUUAAGGUACGGGAGUUUGAUUCGAAAUGCAAGGGAAGGAACAAAAUUUAUCUUGUCAAAUCUCUACAAACUACAGUCUGUUUGGAGAAUUAGAAACCAAGGAAUAUGUAGUCACAUCUGUGGUUUAUGCUA
Malania oleifera is the source of this 1261-nucleotide messenger RNA. RefSeq names its product NADH dehydrogenase [ubiquinone] iron-sulfur protein 8, mitochondrial. Gene Ontology annotation, cellular component: membrane. The transcript is spliced from 7 exons. The coding region runs from base 204 to 950 and encodes 248 amino acids. Gene Ontology annotation, molecular function: 4 iron, 4 sulfur cluster binding; NADH dehydrogenase activity. Lineage: Eukaryota; Viridiplantae; Streptophyta; Magnoliopsida; Santalales; Ximeniaceae. The record is from RefSeq and is a predicted model, not a curated record. Gene Ontology annotation, biological process: mitochondrial respiratory chain complex I assembly; mitochondrial electron transport, NADH to ubiquinone.